Messenger RNA from Parnassius apollo (apollo), 1002 nucleotides. The record is from the annotation of a GenBank genome assembly. NCBI's taxonomy places the organism in Eukaryota, Metazoa, Arthropoda, Insecta, Lepidoptera, Papilionidae.
AUGAAAUAUACUAUUAUUUAUUUGUUCUGGUUAUAUUCCUACAAUGUAGCAUUUGAAAAUAAAGAAACUUUGCUUAAAGAGAAUGAAAAAAAUACAUCGCGUUUUAUAGAAUUUCCUGACAAAGAAGGGGUUGUACAUAAAAUUGAUAUUGAUGCAAAAAUAAGUCAAGCAUCUAAAUUAUUACUCAGCAAUAUCAACCAUUCUACCAAUGAAUAUUUAUUAUAUACACGACGAAACAUUUUGUCUCCUGAUACUCUCAAAAUGAAUGAUGUACAGUCUAUUACCAGUUCACACUUUAAAGUAAAUAACCCUACAGCUGUAAUUGUUCACGGUUGGACUCAAAAUCGCAACUCUCCUAUCAAUAUGGCAUUACGGAACGCAUUACUUACAAAAGCCGAUCACAAUGUCAUAGUUUUGGACUGGAGCGUCAUUGCUGAUAAGGAUUACGUCACUGCUGUGGUAGGAGUGCCACGUGUAGGUCAGCGUUUGGGACAGUUCUUGGCUUUUUUGAGUCUUGUGACUGGCACUUCUUUCAAGACUAUGCACUUAAUGGGCCAUAGCUUGGGAGCUCAUGUAGUGGGAAAUGCAGGUAGAACACUCCAUGGUCAGUUAGGCCGUAUAACAGGCUUAGAUCCUGCUGGACCUUUGUGGAAUAUAAACAGUCGACGCUUGAGAGAGUCUGAUGCAAUUUAUGUUGAAGCUAUUCAUACCAAUGGCGGUAUAUAUGGUUUAAUAGAACCUGUAGCUGCAGCUGACUUUUAUCCUAACGGAGGGAUAUCACAACCAGGAUGUGACACAAAUACAUGCAAUCACAACCGUUCAUGGAGACUGUUUGCUGCUUCAAUUCUUUUUGACCAUCUCACGGCUAGAAAAUGCUCUACUAACUUACAAUUAAUCCUGGAUAAUUGUAGAGGAAACACUACAAAAUUAGGAAAUGACAAUUUACAUAAGAGUGGGACUGGUGUAUAUCGCCUGAGCACUAAGGGGAAUUUUCCUUAUUAA